AUGAUGGUAUGUCACACUUUCUACUUAUUUAUUUCCUUUUUAAAUGCAUUCCUCAAGAAAAAUCCAGGGAAAGUGUUUGGAUGGUACCUUUCAGGGUGAGUUAAGCUCCCUUUCUGCUAGAAAAUGCGGGACUCAAAACUGUUCGGCUAUGAGCUUCUGUAUCUGAAUAGGGAGAAUAGAGCAUGGGUAGGCAAACUAAGGCCCGGGGGCCAGAUCCGGCCCAAUCACCUUCUAAAUCCGGCCCCCAGACGGUCCAGGAAUAAGCAUGUUUUUUCAUGAGUAGAAUGUGUCCUUUUAUUUAAAAUGCAUCUCUGGUUUAUUUGUGGGGCAUAGGAAUUCAUUCACUCCCCCCCACUAAAAAAAAAGUCUGGCCCCCAACAAGGUCUGAGGGACAGUGGACUGAAAAAGUUUGCUGACCCCUGUUUUAAUGUGUUGUAAAUGGCUUUGAGAUUUUUUCCCCUUUAAAAUAUAAAGCAGUAUAGAAAUAAAAUUAAUAAUAGUAACAGUAAGUUCCAUUGCAAAAAACCUGCCUAGAGAUUCUGUUGUGCCGACCGUAGCCCAGGUUUAAGAGGUGCCAUUUGGCGAUUAGCUUAUAUACCUGAGUUUCUAACACUGGUCAAGGGUGGGGAAGAGGCUGUCAAUGCCUGCAAAUCCCAGCGCUUUACCGUAUUUUUUGCACCAUAGGACGCACCAGACAAUAGGACGCACUUUGUUUUAGAGGGGGGAGAACAAGAAAAAAAAAUUCUCCCCCUCUCUGCCCAGCGCCCCUUCAGCGAAGUGGCAGGAGGCACUGUGCAGAGAGGGGAGAACUUUCCCUCUUGUUUUCCCGCUCUAAAACAAGGUGCCGCUUAAGGUGCGUUCAGGCGGCUACCUUGGAGCCUGGAGAGCGAGAGGGAUCGGUGUGCACUGACCCUCUCGCUCUCCAGGCUUCAGGUUCCUUUGACCUGCUCUUUGGGGCUGGCGGGGAAGCCCACCACCAGCCCCAAAGAGCAGUUCAGGAGCAGCGGAAAGGCGCAGCGGAGAGGCUCCUGCCAUAGCUGUGCGUCACCUCUCCAGCUGGGAGAGGGUCGCUGGGCUAUGGCUGCUUUAGCCCCGCGCGCGCUCUCCCGGCUGGAGAGGUGACGCACGGCUAUGGCAGGAGCCUCACUAGCCGUGCGUCACCUCUCCAGCCGGGAGAGGGUCACGGGGGGCUGCUUUAGCCCCGCGCGCGCUCUCCCGGCUGGAGAGGUGACGGGCGGCUAUGGCGCGUCACCUCUCCAGCCGGGAGAGGGUCACGGGGGGCUCCUUUCGCCCCGCGCGCUCCCGGCUGGAGAGGUGACGGGCGGCUAUGGCACGAGCCUCAAUAGCCGCGCUUCACCUCUCCAGCCGGGAGAGGGUCGCGGGGGGCUUCUUUAGCCCCGUGCGCGCUCUCCCGGCUGGAGAGGUGACGCGGGGCUGUAGAGGCUCCUGCCAUAGCUGCGCGUCACCUCUCCAGCCGGGAGAGGGUCGCGGGGCUAUGGCGUCUUCGCUCCAUAGGACGCACACACAUUUUCCCUUCAUUUUUGAAGGGAAAACAGUGCGUCCUAUAGAGCGAAAAAUACGGUACUUCCAAGUAAGAGAGAGUGCAGAUACAAUGAAGCCCAUUUAAUUGGGUUUGAGGGUGGGGCAGCAUCAGAGUCCCCCCGCACUGUUGCAUUCUUGGAAGCAGAAACACUCUAAUCGAGCUUCUAAUUCAGGUGGUACAAUGGGGGCACCCAGCUAGAAUGUUGCUCAGAGUGGAAAUAUUUAGGAGACUUUUGAAAAUGCACUUUCUGGCUGGGUUGGCAACUCUUUUCCCCCGGUCAGAACGGAACGGUCUUUCAGAUUCCUAUGAACAAUGGCGCUACUGAUCAUGGCUGUGCAGCCUUAAGAUUGAGAGGCGAUUUUAGCUGGAAAAUGUUGACCAGCUUGUUGGGCAAGGGAUUCAUGUCAUGCCUUUUUGGCUUCCGUUUCUUCACCUGCGCUGAGCCUGCUUCUGAAGACAGCACUGCUUUUAUUUUCCAACACUCCUUUCCUGUUAAUGGUUAAUUCCAUCCCAAGGCAAACAACUCCAGAAGGAGAAAGUGCUUGUUUCUUUCUGGUAGGUUGUCAUGGCUCCAGGCUGCUGCUGGCUGUUAUCUCUCCCCCCCACCUGCUCCUGCAGGGCCAACCCAAGGAGUUUACCUGUCCCAAGCAGGUGCCCUGUGAAAUGGAGGGGAUAGGAGUGCACCCCUUUUACUUCUUGCAACAUUGCAGAGCAUGUUGGCAUCACAACUAUGAAUAUGUACACUGUGUUUGGUCCUGUGAUAGGAAUUUUGAGGACUUAGAUAUAUGUUAAAAUGUUCCUAAGUAUACCAACGAAGCACGUACAUAGAUCAGCACAGGAAGACCGACCUGAAGUCAUUUUGAUUCCUAAACUGAGCAAAUGUUUUCUCUGCAAGGUCAAAGUGGAAAAGCCUCCCCAUUGUCUUUUCCUUCACAAAUCCUGUCUUAAGGGUAUGUCUGUGUUUGAAUAGGGUGUGAGCCUGUGACAUGGCCCAGGAACUAAGUAUUUAUCGUUACAAAAGACUGGCCAGGCUCCCCAGGCAAUCCAAUCAAGUAACCUGCCAGACAGGAGAUAAACAAUGAUGGCAGAAAAACAACAUUCAAAUUUCUGUUUUAAGACCGCCUUUUCUGUGAUGUAGGUAUGAUGUAUCUGAGGGGUGGUCUUAGGUUACACCCCUUCUGUGAUGUAUGUAUGAUGUUUCUGGGGGUGGUCUUGUUCUACAAGGUGGCAAUUUCAAAAGUUUUUAUAAGGCCUUGGACGCCAUUUUUCUGGGUUCCUCCUCCUCUCCUGUGGGUGAGGGGAGCACCCUGUUGCAACAGAUCAAUAAAGAUCAAGCUUACUAGCUGCUUUGCUUCUCAAUUUUCUCUGGUUGGCCUCUGUUAUUUUCUCCUACCACUAGGGAACCUAUGUAAGGACUCUAUAUGGGCUCUUGGAUACCCCAUAAGGGAAAAGGGCAAUUUUUGUUUACAACAGUCCACUGUCUUCUGUAAUGCUUUCCCCCCAUUUAUAUCCCACAAGAGUUCAAGAUGGUGCAGCUGAUUCUCCCCCUCAUUUAAUCCCCACAUCAACCCUGUGUGGUAGGCUCGACAGAGACAUAAGAAAGUUACUGGCCCAAGGCCACCCACUGAGCUCCAAGGCUGAGUGGAUCUGCCAGUCCUAGUUUGGGCACUUGAACCAAUAUGCACUGCUGGAAUCUACUUAUGCAGGCAACUCUCAACUUAGGCAGGGGUUGGCAGGCAAAGCCAAAAUUGUGUAUAGUCAAAACACAUUGCGUUCAAGGGUGGUGAGAUUGCCAAAGUCUUUUUUACCCGCUUUUGACCCCCUUUUUAAUAUUUUUUUUAAGCUGAAUGCGCACAAGUUUUAAAUGCACGUAAGCUACGAGUUACCUGGACUAACAUUGCAGACUAUUUAUGUUGUACUGUACAUCAAUAUUUUCUUAUACACAGCUUAGCAGCUGUUUUAUGUCUUGUGCCCCUUGCCUGGUUAACGCCUUCUCCUUCUUUCUUGCUCCACAUCUGAGCAGAAGAAUAUGGAACUGGCUGGUGAGAAGCUGAGGAAGGAGCUGGAAGAGGAGUUGAAACUGGACCCUGAGCAACUUCGCAGCCACGCCUGGUACCACGGCUGUCUGCCACGGCAGGUAAUAGCUCACGGAUACUGUGGCGGUGAGCAGGAGGAGAACUUAACAAUGCUUUCCUGGGACUGUCUCUUAACUCUCGGAAAGUGUAGAAAUCUGCCGGUGGUACCCCAAACUGUUCUGAAUGGCGAAGGUCUGCUUCUCCCGAUGUAUUCGUGAUUACUUGUGCCAUUUCUCUCCCGUCCAUCAACUAAGUCCUCUGCGUUGGUUCACAGCUGAAGGAAACAAUAACAUGCAGUAGAAAAUGUAGUGGAAUUCAGCACGAUGGUAUUACUCGCAAUGCCUGUCCUGCUCAACGCAAAGCCCUUUACAAAGCUACCUUAAUCCUCUUUGCCUCUUUCGGAAGUUUGGACAAAGAGGAGGAGCUGUUUCAGCACAGAGAGCAGGCACAGUGGUGGUGAAAUCAUAGAUGAAGAUGGUUCUGUGUCUCCAAAGUGUGCGGAAGCUGCAAAUUCCAUGUCCUCUCAAAGGGGGGGGGGGGGAGAUCAUAGAAUUGUAGAGUUAGAAGGGACCCAAACAGCCACCCAGUACAACGCCCUAUAAAAUCUCUUCCCACUGUGGAUUCCCUAUGGCAGAGGUUUUCAAUCUUUGGCAGCCUCUCUCCCUCUUCCAGACACCCUCCCUUGCGGAGGGUUCCUCCAGCCUUCUCUCCACUCUCCUUAGGAGUCCUCUUGGCAGCCACUGCUGCCGCCCCUGGUCUGUGAGCUGCUCCCCCCCGCCCCAAAGAGAGGUGUCUCCCAGAGGCACCAUUCGCCUGCGGAGCUUAUAGCCGGAAUGCUGCAACAAACAGCUGUGCAGGUCUUUGGGAGGCAGAGACAUGCAAGAGGGCAUCAGAGGAGGGAGGGAAAGAAAGAGGGACAGAGGCUAGUGUUGCCCAUGGCAGCACUGACCAUCAUUCAAGGCACCUCAGGGUGCCACGGCACACUGGUUGAAAACCACUGCCCUAUGGGCUUAUUGCGUUCAGUAGCUGCAAGGUUCUCUCCUUUAAUAGUUGUCCGGAAGGGAAGAGUUUUGAAGGGUGCAUAUUGUAUCUGGCCCAGAAGAGAGAUUGAUGUAGCUGUCAAAGGUAUCCUAUAGCAGAUAUGGUCUCCUGCCGAUGGACUUGCAGUACCUCUCCACACUGACUCCUUGGAUCCUGCUAGACAACCCUCCUUUCUUGCUACAGUGGUACCUCGGGUUACAGACACUUCAGGUUAAAGACGCCACUAACCCAGAAAUAGUACCUCGGGUUAAGAACUUUGCUUUAGGAUGAGAACAGAAAUUGCGCGGUGGUGGGAGGCCCCAUUAGCUAAAGUGGUACCUCAGGUUAAGAACAGUUUCAGGUUAAGAAUGGACCUCCGGAACGAAUUAAGUUCUUAACCCGAGGUACCACUGUACACUGUUUUUGCUCCUGAUCUCCUCGGCCACCUCCAACCGCAAACUAAGUUCCUCUAUCUCUCUCUCCCUCGUUUUCCUUUCUGGCCUUAGGAGGCAGAGUCUCUGCUGCAGGACGAUGGAGAGUUCCUCAUUCGUGACUCACGGUCCAGCUCUGGCGACUACGUCCUGUCGUGCCGCUGGGGCGGCCAGGCCCUGCACUUCAAGAUCAUCCGCGUGGUGCUGCGCCCCCGGAAGGGCUAUUCCCGCACCCUCUUCCAGUUUGAGCAGGAGCAGUUUGACAACGUGCCCGCCCUGGUGCGCUUCUACGUGGGCAAUCAGAAGGCCAUCUCGGACGCCUCGGGAGCCGUGGUGUCCCGGCCUGUCAACAGGAGCGUGCCCCUCCGCUGGCUGAAGGAGCGGUACAGCGACACUGGCCAACCCCCGGGGCCGGGCAGGGUGCCCCUUCGGCGCUUCAGCUUCCGUGCAGCCGCAGAUGCGGAGGAGACGGGAGACGGGAGCUUGCUUCGGUGAGCAAACAAUUACUGUGGGAGCUUUGUCUUGGGGGAGGUUGCGAUGGUGGGCAUGGCAUGGCUUUCUUGUGCAAAUCUAAGCCAGUGCCUAAUGGGACUCCCAAAUCCCAUUCCCAGCCAGCAUGGCCAAUGGUUACGGGCAGGGCUUCCCCCCCCCAAACUGGAACUCAGUUCCAGCAUCUCUCAGGUGAGUUCUGGCACCUCUCAAGUGGACACCAUUGCCAUUCUAAGAGAACGAAGGAGUUGUUCAUGGUGAGUUCCAGCACCUCUUUUUCUAGAAAAAUAGUACUGGUUAGGGGUGAAUGAUCGGUGUUGUAGUUCAACGACAUCUGGAGAGCCACAAGUUCCUGUGAUUUAAGCAGGCCAACUAGGAGGAAGCACAACUUUUAGACCUACGUCUAAAUAGCUGUGAGCAAUUCCCUGGUCUCGUUCAGAUGUAAUGCCAAACCAUAGUUCAGUGCUUCAGAGGGCCUUGGGCUCCCUCCUCCCCUCCCUUCUGUCCAAGUAUGAGAUAAACGUGUGAAUUGACCUGCCUUGCGUUGUGGCUCUUGAAGCCGCGUCAGUGUGAUGUCCAUUUGUAUGUGAGUCUAAGCAUUAUCUGGCAGCUGGUCCACACAUUCAAGUGGCUUUUCUGCAGGUUUUUGAAAGGCGGCAUUGGUGGGCUGGAAUGGGUUGGUCAGCCAGUCAUUUCCCUCUUAUCCGCCUCCCCCACCCCAGGACAAAAGAUCGAAGUGGAAGUGACCCCAGUAGUCUAGACCAGUUGGAUCGGAAGCCGUCCUUGCAUGGUGCCCAGUCGGACAGCAAUUUGCUGACAGGUGAGUGACGUGGAGAUGGCAGGCUCAAUAUCAGCUUCUGUUUGUAAUGCUGGAGGUGGGUAAGCAAUGGUAAAAGUUCAGUGCAGUUAUUACUAGACUUAAAAGAGGCAAGCUGUUAAGUUUUCAUCAGCUUUCUGGGAUGUUUUCCACUGUCCAGUUGUUCUUGGGCUUGUUGAUCAGAAGGUCAGCAGUUUGAAUCCGCUCGAUUGGGUGAGCUCCUGUUGUUUUGUCCCAGCUUCUGCCAACCUAGUAGUUUGAAAGCACACCAGCGCAAGUAGAUAAAUAGGUACUGCUGUGCCUGGAAGGUAAAUGGCGUUUCCGUGUGCUCUGGCACUCGUCACAGUGUCCCACUGCACCAGAAGCGGAUUAGUCAUGCUGGUCACAUGACCUGGAAAGCUGUCUGUGGACAAACACCAGCUCCCUCAGCCUGAAGUGAGAUGCACGCCGCAACCCUGUAGUCGCCUUUGACUGGACUUAUCUGUCCAGGGGUCCUUAACCUCUUUAUCUUUACCUUCUGUCAUCCAGCUUGAAAAUAGACAUGAUGUUUCACUUUUUAUUUUUUCAUGCGAAAGGAGAGAUUUUUAUUCUGUUCAAAAAUCAUGGCAUUUACCAAUGGAAAAAGAACAACACAACAAGGUCCUACUUUAAUGGGUUGAGAGCAGAAACAGCAACAACAACAAAUCCAAACCACACUUCAGAACCAGAGUAAAUCAUGGAUUGUUUCUCUUAGGUUGUAAAUUGUGGGAUUUUGAAGAAUAGACCUCCUUGGGCUGUUUUGCUUAUUUAUUUAGAAAAGGUAUAUGAGGACAGCAGUUGUUGCUGUUGGAAUGGGUGCCAAUCGAGAAAGACAGUUGGGUCACAGAAUCAUAGAAUUUUAGAGUUGGAAGGCACCCUGGGGUCAUCUAGUCCAACCCCCUGAAAUGCAGGAAUCUUUUGCCCAACAACCCUAAGAUUAAGAGUCUCAUGCUCUACUGACUGGGAAAAGCAGUGGGCACUGUUUCAGCUCUACGAUAACCCAGAUUUGGAUAUUUGAAUAUCAGCAUCAUUGGCCAACGACUAAUACGAUGACCUGGGUUUGAUGGGCUUAAUUUGAGAGUUGGAGCUUACUGCCUUUCAGACUGCAGAGGAACCAACCCCCACGUCCAGUUGCCAGGAACCAGGGUGGAUUUGAUUUAAAUCAAAUCGAUUUAAAUCACUAGUCAGUAAGACUUCGAAAUACAUAGACAGAUAAUUAUGAAGUUAUUGUGAGAUUUAAUAAGUUAACUUUAUAUUUGGAAAACUUUUCUGCUGUACUUUAUUGGAAGGAGAAAAACAACCAUUUCCUUAAUAACAAUUUAAACAAUUUAUUUAACUUAAACAAUAACAUUACAGCAUAUGUAUCCAUGUUUGUUAAUUGAUGUGGUUAAACAGUUUGUUUUUUUAAAAAAAGCAAACUUAGACUGAGUUUUAGCACAGAUGAAAAACUUAAAACAAAUCCUUAUUUCCUGAUGAAUAGCCUUUGGACUAUAAUGUAACUUAAAUAGAAAACUAUCUUUAGAAAGAUUUUUCAUCCAAAAGCAUUUUAUUUUAAAAAUCUAAUUUAAAUAAAAAAAAUCCAAUUUAAAUUAAAAAAAAAUCCAAUUAAUUUUUUUUAAAAAAAUUGAUUUUUAUCCACCCUGCCAGGAAUGGAUAAGACAAGGAAAAGUCCUUACCAUCUACUUUUUAUUCAAUAUUUACAGAGAAAGGCUUGGGAAUGUAGCCUCUUGGAAUAAUGACGUUGUCCUGGGUCAAUCUCCACCCUCCUCUCCCACUUCCUCAUUCGUUAUCUCUUCUACAGGUGACGCUGAGGCCACUUUGCUUCUGAGCCCUUUGCUCUCCUACUUUUAAGGCUCGCCACGUUCUGGGAGAUGGCGGGUCUGGAAUGCUUUCUAGUGAUAACGUGUCAGCCAGCUGCUCCGUCUCUGCCUCAUCCUCUCCCAUUAUUUCCCUACUUUCCCCCUCAUCUUCCUCUGAGCUGUGAUCCCCCUCAAACCCCUGUUGUAAUUCCUUCAGGAAGGUUCAGGCUGGGGAGGUGGUCUCCACCAUUCCUCCUCUGCCCAGCCCCUGACACUGCGUGGACUUAGUGCCUGUUCUUUCUUCUGACCCACAGGUAGCCCAGAAACAUCACCUGGAGCCCAGGACCGGUGCCAGCUCCCUCCCCUGUCUCCUGCCUUCCGCACAGGCAGCGACCCUGUCCUGCGGCCCAACGCCCUGAAGCCUCGCCCACUGGGAGGUCCACCACUGAGCGGUUCUGAGGGACGGCUCCACUCCAAGGCUCCACCCAAACCUUUGAGGGCCCCGUCCAUGCUGGUGAGCGACUACUGCGAACUGGUUCCCAAGGCUCCCGAAGGCCCCGGAAGCCAUGUGGAACGUCUACGGAAGGAAGAACGGUGGCGGGGCCAGGCCUACAUCACAGAGACGUCCUUUGGGUUCCUGGACACGGACGGGGCACCUUCUACCCUCCCUGACACGGCGGAGGCUGCCGAGGAGCCAGAAUUCGAAUGGCCCCUGGUAGAGACCACCUCCUCCUUCCAGCCUCGCCACUUCAAGUCGCUGCUCUUGGCCCCUGACAACAAACCCCUGGAGCCCAGCGCCCUAAAACGUCUCAAGGACCUGUUUGCCCAGCACGACUGCCGGGCAACUGCCCUACACAUUCUCCAGGUAGACUGCCAGGUGAGAGACCAGCGGCAGGUGGGUGGGGGACACACAACAACAACUUUUCACUUUACCAUUCGUCCCGGUGAUCUCCUGCCCCCACCUCAAGUAUGGCACAUUUUGGGCCUUUUACAGAUGAUUGUUUUUGUCCAAACCUGUCCUGAGAGCUCACUGCUGAGCUCAAUGCUGAUCUGUAGUAUGUUCUCUGCCGCACCACCACUGUGGCUGGUGCACAAAAUAUUUCGGCUAGGAGGUGUGUUUUUUUGGUAGGGGGGUGAAUUCUCCUUCUCACAAUGGGGUAGGGGCUAAAUCUAGGUAGGAGACCUGGCUUCCAGCUCAGUAUCAAGGCUGGGCAAUAUCUGGUUUUCAGUAUUGUGAUAUAUCACCAGCUAAAUAUUUCAAUGUACGGAUACAUCAUAAUAUCUGAAAUGAGAAUGGAACUAUGGAGAGGCAUUGGCUGGCUUCACAGUUUUUCCCACAUUGUGAUUUUCACAAUAACACGCACACGCUAACACACACCAUGAUUUGCGAUAUAUGGCCAGGUCAAAAAUUAUGAAACCAAUAUCAGGAUACGGACUUCAAACCAGUUUUAGGUGAUACAUCCAUAUAUUGCCCAGCCCUAUUCUAAGCUGGGGGGAGGGUGUUUCUAGUUUUGCCCAAAGUUGUUGAGCUCCCCCCCACCCCCCACCAAAAUCUACACUUUCGACAUCAGGAUUUUACCGGACAUUUCAGUGAAAUGCAGAAUACAGUCAUACCUCAGGUUGCGAACGUGAUCUGUGCAGGAGGCAUGUUCGCAACCUGCAGCACUUCUGCGCAUGCACGUGACGUCAUCUUGUGCAUCUGCACAUGCUCGAGCGCUGAAACCUGGAAAUAACCCAUUCUGGUACUUUCAGGUUUGGCGCGGUCCGCAACCCAAAAACGUGCAACCCGCAGCGUUCAUAACCUGAGGUAUGACUGUAGAAUCUCUUCUCUGCCCAUAAGCAUAAAUUAUAAAGCUUUCAUUCUUUUUAAGAUGAUGCAAAAACUGACAGAUGGACUGUGCCAAGAGCUUUUGUCGACUGGCUAGACCAUCGUUUAUGUGUCCAACUGCUCUGUGGCUCACAAAAGCUGAUCUCUUUGUUGGCCUACAAAAUGCCCCAAGACACUGUUGUUUUUACUGUAACACACUGCUAUCCUUCUGAAACCCACUCACAGUCCAUCCUAGAUGGUAAAAGUAUAAUAAACUAAAUAAUUAAGGAUAAGACCUGCCUUGGUUAAGAGGUAGGUAACCUUUGUCUUUAGUACAUCUCAAGACAGAGAGAGAGAUGCAUGGUGUUGCCCUGAGAACUAAACAUGACAAGGUGGACGUUUACUUUUCUUUUAAAAUCAAUGAAUAAAUCUCAGAGCAGAAAGCUUUGGAGCCAAGAUUUCUCUUCCUUCAGCCCUCUUGCUUACUCCUGCACACAUGCUAUUUAUGACACUGUUUUAAUUUUGUUUAACAAAAUAAAGCUGCCUCAUUCAGAAGAGAUAGGUUUGCUUUUAAGCCAGAGAUUCAUUGUGAAGUUUUUAAAAGCCUUAUGAAGGCAAUGGAGAGCCAUGAGAUUGGAGCUGUGUGGAAGCGAUGUGGGGAAGGCCGACUUGUUUUUAAAUGGAAAAAAAUGCAUGUGGGUUGCAUUUUUGCAUUCCUACAUAGUGCAACUUUCAAAGAAAUGUUCUGAUUCCUAAAAUGCCUGAUCUCUCCUCGCUCUAAUGGACCAGGGAAGGUUCUCACACGUUGGGUCCCAAAAAUGAUGAUUUUUACUACCACAUUGUGUUCGUGUUUAGUUCCUGGGUGCUCACCUGAGCACUUCUCAUUGUGCACCUCGUUACAGAAAGCAGAUUUUUAUGCUUGCUUACCUCAGGUGGGAAGCACGAUAUCUGUGGCAGCCCACAAGGGAAACCAGCCUGGGGAGCGGAAUGGCGGGAGGGAGGCCGUUGGCUGCCUCAGGUUCCUCACCCUUUCCCCAAAAUGUCCCCCCUCUAUUCUUCAGGUUGCCAGAAUCAUUGGAGUGUCCAAGGAGCAGCGGCGGGUGAUGGGGGUCAGCUCAGGUCUGGAACUCAUAACCCUCCCUCAAGGGCAUCAGUUGCGGAAAGACCUGCUGGAAAGGUAUUGACAUUUGGGAGUGGGCAAUGGAGCAGACACGGGUGGCGCUGUGGGUUAAACCACAGAGCCUAGGGCUUGCCGAUCAGAAGGUCGGCGGUUCGAAUCCCCGCGAUGGGGUGAGCUCCCGUUGCUUGGUCCUUGCUCCUGCCAACCUAGCAGUUCGAAAGCACAAUGUGCAAGUAGAUAAAUAGGUACCGCUCCAGUGGGAAGGUAAACGGCGUUUCCGUUCACUGCUCUGGUUCACCAGAAGGAAGUAGUCAUGCUGGCCACAUGACCCAGAAGCUGUACGCUGGCUCCGUCAGCCAGUAAAGCGAGAUGAGCGCUGCAACCCCAGAGUCGUCCAUGACUGGACCUAGUGGUCAGGGGUCCCUUUACCCUUUACCUUUAACGGAGCAGACCCCACAAGAGGGGAGAGUGGCAUUCCUAGGAUGACCACAGCUACCCCAGGAGUUGGUUGCUUGUGGCUCAUGCAAUUGCUCUGUGUGUUUGUUUGUUUGUGUGUGUGUGUGUGUGUGUGUGUGUGUGAGAGAGAGAGAGAGAGAGAGAGAGAUCGGGUGUGGGGGGCAACCAAGUCAGUAUGGAAAUUGUAAACUUUGCUAAUGAAUGUACUGGAAGGCGGAAAAGAAUUUUCUUAGGCUGAGUGUUCUAGGGGCCCUGAAAUACUUUUGUGUGUGUUGGCUGCAUUUUUCCUCCUUCUAGGGCUUGAGAUGAGUAUGCAAAGCUGUUUGCCAAGUGGAAACAUGUUCGAGUAGGAAAUCCAGCAAGGGAAAAUCCAGCAGGAGGGUUUUUACGGGGAGUCACCCAGCCUCCGGCCAGACAGAGCUCCAAAUAAAUAGCUAACUUAGCACUGUGAUCUUGUAACUACUCGGUUACCGCUUGGCAACUGGUUGACUGUAUUCACUUGAAUAGUCUGAGCAGCAAACAGCAGCCCAAACCUCUGUAUGCACCAUGUUGAGUUUCACACCUGGGCUGUGAUGUGAUUCUGGCUAAUCUGAAAACCUGAGUGUUUUCCCCAAGACUAGAAAUCACACGUGUAAAAUUCAAAGCCCUUGAGAGUUGAAACAUUUGUGGUGGGAAACUCUAGGUGUGGUAUUGAAAUUGGAGCAUUGGUCAGACAGGCCUCAAGCCCUCUUCCUACCACAAAACUGCUGCUGUGCUCCCGAGUUUGGAAUGUUUACUUAUUAAAAUUUAUGCUACACCUUUUUGAUACGGUGGAGUGACUAAGAGGCUAAGGAUUUGGGGAUGUGUCUGGUUCUGAGUUCACGCUGUGACUUAGGCAGACUGUCUCAAUGUCAGCCCCACAGCUGCAAUAGGGGGAAUAAUCCUACCUUGUAAGCAGGGGUGCCAACUUGAGUAAAAUAUUUGGGGGGCGAGGUAAGCCCCACCCCACAUAAUCACAUGAUGUGCACACGCACCAUUUGAGUGGCAAUGCCCAUCAACAUUGGUGGGGGGCAACCUCCUCAAAUAUUUUAUGGGGGACCUCAGCCCCCAAGAAUUCGCUCCUGUGUUUGCAAGGGUUUGCGAUAUAAUGUGGUUGUGAUGUUACUUGAUCACUCAGCAGUAGUAUAAAAUUCUGUUCUUCUGAUGGUAGGUGAUGGGAUUAGGGAUUUCCUGAAUUAUGGGUAUAUUCAAACACAUUUAGCAUUGGAUAAGAUGGGAGUAAGGGACGCGGGUGGCGCUGUGGUUUAAACCACUGAGCAUAGGGCUUGCCGAUCGGAAGGUCGGCAGUUCGAAUCCCCGUGACAGGGUGAGCUCCCGUUGUUUGGUCCCUGCUUCUGCCCACCUAGCAGUUCGAAAGCACGUCAAAGUGCAAGUAGAUAAAUAGGUACCGCUCCGGCGGGAAGGUAAACAGCGUUUCCAUGCGCUGCUCUGGUUCCCCAGAAGCGGCUUAGUCAUGCUGGCCACAUGACUUGGAAGCUGUCUGCGGACAAAUGCCGGCUCCCUCGGCCUAUAGAGCGAGAUGAGUGUGCAACCCCAGAGUUGUCUGGGACUGGACCUAACGGUCAGGGGUACCUUUACCUUUAAGAUGUCCAUUUUCUGUGGCACAGCACCCUCUUGUGGUGAUUUCAUGGGAGGACAAAAUAAAACUCUAUAAUUAUCUGUCAUUGCUUCUGCACAAGACUGUGUUUGUUUUGAGGGCAGCAGCGACCCCUGUCUGUCCACUCAAGAUUCCCCCUUUGCCACCCCUCAGGCACCACCUCAUCGCUCUGGGCAUCGCUGUGGACAUCCUAGGCUGCACAGGGUCCCCAGCUGAGCGGGCGGCCAUUCUGCACAAGAUCAUUCUGCUGGCGGUGGAGCUGUGGAAGUCAGCGGGGGACCUCUUUGCCCUCUCUGCUGUGAUGAAAGCCUUGCAGCUGCCGCAGGUGAGAGAUGAGUAGGGGAGUGAAAUGAACAGUAAGGCAUUUGCCAACACUCUGGUCACGGGAUCUGCUGCAGGGUAUGGAAAGCCAAGGCUGUGGAGCAGCUGUUUGCCCAGGAGGAUUGUGUAGUGGGCCACGGACAAGCGUGGCCCUUCGGAAAAGCCAGCCCUGCUCUCACUUUGUGUGACUUGCUGUUAGAUGGCUGUUGUGAUCUCUCCUCCCCUCAAACCACUUUCAUCUGAAAAACAAGUAUCUAGUUUCUGGGCCUCACUGAAGGAUGUACAGUGGUACCUUGGGUUACAUACGCUUCAGGUUACAGACUCCGCUAAGCCAGAAAUAGUACCUUGGGUUAAGAACUUUGCUUCAGGAUGAGAACAGAAAUCGUGCUCUGGCAGUGCGGUGGCAGCGGGAGGCCCCAUUAGCUAAAGUGGUGCUCCAGGUUAAGAACAGUUUCAGGUUAAGAACGGACCUCCAGAACGAAUUAAGCACGUAACCAGAGGUACCACUGUAAUGUGCUUUAGAACAUGAGAGCGUGGAUAUUUUAACAGAGCCAUGUUUCCUCAGAAUGGGGAGGCUUCAUCCCAGUUAUCCUUCUUGAAUUCUUCUGAUGUUUCAUUAAAAAGUCCCUGCUCGUGGCAUGUACAAAGUUAUACCUCAAUAAAUCUGCACGUGCUGAUAAUGCCAGCCCUUAUUUUGGUCCUGAACUUGCCAUUCAAGGCCAAGAGGUUUCGGGCUCAGAAAAAAAUGUGCAGAUUAAUGCCAGUGAAAGGGAUCGAAUUUAAAUUUGCCCAACCACAGGGUGUGAAUAUAGAAGAAGCCCUGGCUGUUAUGCAGAAGCUUGCAUACAGACUUAUUAACCCCCUUGUGUGGAUUUAACACAUUUCCAUCCUGUAUAUCAGGGGUAGGCAACACCUGGGAGCAGUGUGGUGUAGUGGUUAAGAGCGGUGGACUCGUAAUCUGGGGAACCGGGUUCGCAUCUCCGCUCCUCCACAUGCAGCUGCUGGGUGACCUUGGGCUAGUCACACUUCUUUGAAGUUUCUCAGCCCCACUCACCUCACAGAGUGUUUGUUGUGGGGGAGGAAGGGAAAGGAGAACGUUAGCCGCUUUGAGACUCCUUUGGGUAGUGAUAAAGCGGGAUAUCAAAUCCAAACUCUUCUUCUUCUUCUUCUGGAUUAGGCUGGAUGCGGCCCAAUCGCCUUCUCAAUCCGGCCCACGGACGGUCUGGGAAUCAGUGUGUUUACAUGAGUAGAAUGUGUGCUUUUAUUUAAAAUGCACCUCUGGGUUAUUUGUGGGGCAUAGGAAUUCAUUCACCCCCCCCAAAUAUAGUCCAGCCCCCCCACAUGGUCUGAGGGAUGGUAGACUGGCCCACGGCUGAAAAAGGUUGCUGACCCCUGUUUUAAUGCUCUGUGGGUUUUUUUUUUAAAAAAACCUUAUCAGGUCAAUCACCCAGGUCUUUUUGUGACACAGAAGUCUGCUGGUAGCUGGUCCAGUAAGUUUGACUCUGCUUCUCCCUCUACAGAUCACGCGACUGGAACAAACAUGGAGGCACCUGCGCCAGAACCACACGCAGAGCGCCAUCACUUUUGAGAAGAUGCUGAAGCCUCUCAUGGGGUGCCUGAACCGGGCUGAAGGUGAGGCCUCUUAGCCAUUUUGACGGAGGCACGCCGGAGGAUGCAGAACAUGGCGUCUACGCGAUGACAUGGUUCUAUGGCUCCCUUUCCACAUGCUUGAACCUAGUUGUGGUUUGCAGGUGUCGCACAGUGUAUAGCCCCACGGAUGUUUAUUUUUGUGGCAUCUGCCUGUGCCACAGUUCACAGGAAGGGCUUUGCUAGAACCGUAGAAUUGUAGAGUUGAAAGGGACCUAUUAAAAACCAUUUGGUACCCUUCUGAAACCUUCGUUUCCAUGCUUUGGUACUAAACACUAUGGCAGCUCUUGGCUUGUCAUUGCAGCCCCCCCCCCCCCAAUCUCAAGGUCAGGUCACUUUUGUACCCACCUUUCAACGUGCAGAAGGCGGUGUUUGGCUACAGCCCCAUUUACAUGGCGGCCCAGGAAGAAAAAGCCUGUGCAGGGGAAGCUGGGGGUGAUGUGAACGCAAUGCUGCCUCCCCAUCUUGGAAAUAGGUGUGGAUGGAGGCAACUACCUUGCCUCUGGCUGGGGACCACUCUGUAGGCUCCUCCUGCAGUUGGAUGACACCCAGAUGAAUUAUGUGCACAGGCUCUUGGAGAAAAAAUUCAUCCUUCCUAUAUACUUGCAUCUAAUAUACCGUUGCUCUCCUACUGUCUCCUGAAGCUCCAUUUUUUGUUUUUUAAAAAGCAUUAUUAAUUUACUUACUGAGCUCUAAAUUGAAGCAGCAGCAUUUUUGAGAAUUUGCACGUCAGCCUGUUAGCCAGCGCUGUCUGCUCUGACUGACAGCAACUCCUUAAGGUCUUUCCCAUUACAAAAAGGCUCCUGGGGUCCUUUUAACUGGAGAUGCCAGGAAUCAAACACAGGACUUUUGCCUGCAAGGCAUGGGCUCUUCUAGUUGUGGCCCCUUCCAUUUUUCUUUUUUAAAAAAUAAUUUAAUUAUAAAGUGAUUUGUGCUUCUGCCCCACAGGGAAUUCAGUCCCCACCCUGAAGGAAGUUGCAGUUCCCCACAUCCUGCCCCUCCUCUGCCUUAUGGAAGGAGAAGUCUGGGGUAGCAAUGAGGAGACCUGUGACGCUCUUCUACGGACACUGGAAGCAGCUCGGUUCAUGGCCAACAACGCCAGUGCCUACCGAAUCAGUGCUGAAGCAAAGCUCCAAGGUAGGAUAGCUCUGGACAGUACUGAUGAGCCCAAGCCUGUCCAGAGGUUGGCUGCUUCAUCCCUUUACAGUCUCAUUUUGUGCUCAGGUUAGAGUACAGUAUAUGAGAGACUUACAUUUUAUUCUCUCAAACAUUUACAACUGCAUAUGCAUGGAACGUUUCUUGGGAGUACAUGGAGAUUGUUUGUUGUAGAGAUUUCCAGAAACCGAAAAAGUUAAGGAAACAAAGUUGGCUGAGCUGCAGGAAUAGACAGAUGCAUCCAGGGGCAAAGUGAGUGUCAUGGCUGUGUAGGGGUUGGAACCUGGGCUUUCCAAAGCGAAAUCUGGCAGGCAACCGUUCCAUCGCUGACUUUUGCCACAGCAAAAGGGGCUGCUGCUGCUGCUGCUGCUACUGUUGCUGGACUGUGUUUUGCCUGCCAGCCAAGUUCUGCAGCAUGGAUUCCUAGGUCCAGCCUUGCUCUUGCCAUGGGCAGCACCUCCUUCUGUCCUACGGAGUGGCAGAAACAUUGCCAUUCCCUCUGUAAAUGCCAUGUGUUCAUGUGCAGAUGCAUGCCCUGUUUGACACGCCCCCCCCAAUUCAAGCAAGAGACUGUUGGGUGUCCUCAGUCAAAUCCUGUAGCCACAUUGGUGCUUAAAAUGUGAAGCAGCGAGAUUUUUUUGGGAGGUUGUGAAGAGGUGUAGUUUGCACAUCACAAAAACACCAAAGGGGAUCCUCAAAGCGAGGCCUCUCAGGCGCACGUGCAACUUGUGCCAAGGCCUUCCCUCGCCUACAUUUUAUUCUAGGCAGCGAAGGCUUCUGCACUUCCAUUAUUUUCUUCUGUGUCAGCUUGUCUUAGCCCCAGGCAAACACUCUCUCCCUUCUCCAGCCAGCUUUUCUGCUGCCUUUCCAAUAAAAAAGCUAGAUAGCAAGAACCAACCCACAGGAGUUCAUGUCUUGUAGCACUACUUGAGUAGCCUAUUAGUUCCUUUCCCUGAAGCUCGGGGGGUUAAAUUUGCGACAUGCUGCAUCUGUCCACUGUGGCUUGUGUUGCUUGUGAUAACAUCAUAAUCUGCUUUGCUCAGGAUCUGAAUUCUGCACAGCCAACACCUGGUGCCUCAAGCAGAGGCUUGCAGAGAGGCAUUCCUUUUCAUGCUGCCUUAAUGUUUUCAUGCAUGUGUGUUUAAGCUGAUGCACAAAAGCGCCACUGUGGCCCAGAGGGGCUGCCCUUUCUUCUACCUGGUAUUGUGGCAUCUAAAGAAUAUGGUUUCGUGCUGAGCCUUUCCGUUAAGCCAGCACUGCUCAAACUGCUGUUUUGUUAUGUCCUGGAACUGCUUCUCUCUAAGCUUAUAAUGUGCAACUUCACACCUUGAGCCACCUCUAUUGUGGGCAAACCUGGUGCCUGACCUACGUGUAACUCUCUCACUCCCCAUGGACAACUGCUGGAGCCUCACGGCUGUUUUUUAUCCCUUCUCCAGGGUUCCAAGGUACUCCAGAACUCCUGGAAGCAUUCCAGACUGAGUUUUCCCUCCGCUUAUUCUGGGGCAGCAGAGGAGCCGAUGUGGACCGGGUGGAGAGGCACAAGAAAUUUGAACAGAUCCUGACUGUCCUUUCCCAGAAAUUGGAAUGA
Molecule: messenger RNA, 17922 nt
Organism: Podarcis lilfordi (Lilford's wall lizard)
Lineage: Eukaryota; Metazoa; Chordata; Lepidosauria; Squamata; Lacertidae
Source: the annotation of a GenBank genome assembly